AUGUAUCCUGGUCUUCGUCUCCUGCAGGGCAAUUGCAUGGUGGCCGAUGCUCAUUGGGGAUUGGAGAAGGGUGUGAAAAUUGGCGUUGAUGGAGACUGUCGUAGCUUUGUAAGAGAAGUGCGUAAGAUAUCCACGGGAAGCGCCGAUACGCCUUUCUGGUCUGAUAUCAAUAUCUCCUGUGCAACUGAGUCUCUUGAUGCUAUCCGAAGCUGGGGAUGGAAUUUAGCGUAG
Messenger RNA from Strongylus vulgaris, 231 nucleotides. The record is from the annotation of a GenBank genome assembly. Lineage: Eukaryota; Metazoa; Nematoda; Chromadorea; Rhabditida; Strongylidae.